Messenger RNA from Pararge aegeria (speckled wood butterfly), 2056 nucleotides. It is a transcript of the gene CLIP11, whose product is annotated as phenoloxidase-activating factor 2. Gene Ontology annotation, molecular function: serine-type endopeptidase activity. Lineage: Eukaryota; Metazoa; Arthropoda; Insecta; Lepidoptera; Nymphalidae. Bases 114 to 1391 code for a protein of 425 amino acids. Gene Ontology annotation, biological process: proteolysis. The record is from RefSeq and is a predicted model, not a curated record. The transcript has 9 exons.
CGUUCAGAGCGAUCAGAUGUGAUCCGUCACUCAGUGAGGUAGUUUGUGUCCAUAAUUGUUAUGUUUUAAGGUAUUUUAAUAAUAAAUAAAAUAGUGUUCGCGCAUCGAUCGAGAUGAUCAAGCUUCUACUAACCUUGGGCUUCAUAGCCCUGGUCUACACCGCCCCGCAGGCGGACGGUGACCUAGACGCGGUCAUCGCCCAGAUCUUCGGCAAGCCCAGCUCCACCGCAGCGCCAGCUGUUGACAACAAGAACCUGGCUUCCACCAUCGUGCCGCCCAUCGUCACCAACUCACAGGGCACAAACUCUUCAUGUACGACCGAGGAGGGUCUGACGGGUACAUGCGUCAACUACUACCUCUGCAACACAGAUAACAAUGUCAUCACUGACGGUGUGGGGCUCAUCGACAUCAGGGUUGGCGAUGGCAAAUGUCAGUCGUAUUUGGAAGUAUGCUGUAUACCCCCGGACACCCGGGAUCCGUUGAACCCUAUCACCCCACGACCGGAAAAACUGCCCCAGCGUACAGGCUGCGGAUGGCGCAAUCCCAACGGCGUCGGGAUGGUCACCACCGGAGACCAGGACAGCGAGGCGAAGUUCGGAGAGUUCCCCUGGAUGGUCGCCAUUCUUAAUACGGACUAUAUUGAUCCUAGGAUAGAGCCAGUGAACGACAAUGAUCCAGAAGGCCAGAAACUCAACGUUUACGUCGGUGGUGGCUCUCUGAUCCACCCCAGCGCGGUCCUCACCGCGGCCCACUACGUGUCCGAUAAGAAGACCAUCAGGGUACGGGCUGGCGAAUGGGACACGCAGACCACCAAGGAGCUGUACCCCUAUCAGGACAGAGAUGUUAGCUCCAUCCAAAUACACAAGGACUUCAACAAAGGUAACCUGUUCUACGACAUCGCGGUGUUGUUCCUGAACCAGCCGAUGGACUUGGCGCCCAACGUUGGUCUGGCCUGCCUGCCUCCCCCCCGCGAGCGUGUACCCGGAGGCACCCGAUGCCUCGCCUCCGGCUGGGGCAAGGACAAGUUCGGCAAGGAGGGCCACUACCAGGUCAUCCUUAAAAAGAUCGAGGUCCCAGUCGUGGAAAGGAGGAAGUGCGAGAAAGAUCUGCGCAAGACGCGUCUAGGGAACUUCUUCGAGCUCCAUAGUUCGUUCAUGUGCGCAGGAGGUGAACCUGGCAAGGAUACCUGCAAAGGAGACGGUGGUUCGCCGUUGGUUUGCCCAAUUGAGACUGAACCAGACCGAUACAUGCAGAGUGGCAUCGUGGCAUGGGGCAUCGGUUGCGGGGAGAACGGCACCCCUGGUGUCUACGUCGACGUCUCCAACCUUCGCACCUGGAUCGAUGACAAGAUCGCAGGCAAAGGGCUCGACCCUAAAGCCUACUCCUACUGAGACAAAUGGAGUUACCCGCAAUACUAAAUUACAAUUUAAUAAAACAUCGAUAGAUUCUUCUUCUGUGUUCAAUGUGUUAUAUGUUUGGCCAUUCUUAAAGUUAUUGUACGAUCUGAUCAGAAUAAUGAACUUUGAUGGAUUCUUCUUCUUUAACGUAUUCUUCGUUACUCAAUUAUCAAGUAUCUCGCGUCGGAUUUAAGGGCCAUUGGGCUGCUGUGCUGAUGAAAAAUUAACUCUUUGAAAUUAAGCUAAAACUGCUAAGUUGAAAUUUAGAUUUGCCUUUCAUCUACAAAAUGAGUAAAAUACCUGCGUUUUUACUCAUUUUGUUAUGUCUUUAUGUCGUCACUUUUGAAAAAUAGCAAAUAAGAUACGUGUGUGAGAUUUUCUACCUACCUAUAAUAUAAAGGUUUAUGUGGUAUCGUAAGAUCACCAUCUAGUGACAGUACGGUUUCCCGGUAUAGUUACUCGAAACCAUAUUAAUCCUAGUUAACUUUAACGCGAUGGAAUACCGAAUAUAGGUCUCUAGGUAGGAAGUAUACGUAGGUUGGUAGGUAGUACAUUUCGAAACAGCGUCUUACUUAGUAUGUAUACUUUUUUAUAAAAUGUGAUAUCUGUGGUUGUUUCAUAUAUUAUCUGUAUUUUAACGAUAUAAUAAUACUCAAUAA